AUGUGGAAGCUUGUCACAUUUGAAUUGGAGUUUUUCUGCAAAGAUUGCUGUGUUGCAAUUUGCCAUUCGUGCGUUGUCACUACUCAUGACGGUCACGCCAAGAUGCUUUUGGAAGAAGCUGCAAAUGAAAGAAAAUUACAAGCGAAGUCUGCGAUCGAAAAUCAGAGAAAAACAGCAUUGGCGAAAAGACGUGAAAUUGCUCGACUUGACUCGGACUGCGCCAAAAUUCAAGAACACGUCGCCAGUGUAAAGAAAAGCGUGCAACAGUUUGUAGACAACAUGAUGGCUGUUAUCGAGGCACAAAAGCAAGAAACCUUUGAUGACUUAGACAACAGAGCUGCAGAGUCCAUGCAUUGGCUGAGGAUACAAAGAGGUGAGAUUGAAAAGCAAGUGAAAAUAACUGAAACAAGCAUCGAAGCUACUGAGGCAAUUCUUCAACGGAAUAUGAGCGCUGAAAUCAUUCAGUCAAACCAAAUUAUAGAAGAAACAUUUCAGGGUCAAGUUGAGCCAGUUUAUCCUCGCAUUGGCAAUGAAAGCAUUGCAGAUUUUGGAUUUGUGAGAAAUCAACGAUUGUUUGAUCAUGUAUGGACUGACAGAAUUGGCUUUGUGAAAGUACUUCCUACUAGUCCAACUGAGUCGAGCGCCUCCGGAAAAGGAAUCAGUAAGCCGACCAUUGGACUAGAAGCAAACAUAAUGUUGACAACAAGAAAUGCUAAAGGAGAACAAUGUUAUGAAGAACGUGACUAUGUAACAGUGGAGAUCAAAAAUCAGGAAGGCCGUGACUGUGCAACGGAGACUCGAGUCCUGGAUAACAAAGAUGGUAGCUACAAGAUCAGCUAUUUUGCAAAAGACACCGGAAAAUGCCGUGUGUCUGUGAAGGUUAAUGGAGAGCACAUUCGUAACAGUCCCUGUGCUACUAAAGUAAAACCUAGACAGUUCAGACCCGUAUUAUCCUUCGGAAAAUAUGGUUCGGUCAUGGAAGAUUUUAGAUGUCCCUGGGGAGUAGCAGUGAACGAACGCGAUGAAAUUUUAGUCACUGACAAUGAUAACAACAGGGUCCAAUUAUUUAGUAGUGAUGGAACUUACUUAAGAUCAUUUGGGUCUAAGGGGGAUAAAGAGGGAGAGUUUAACUCGCCUAUAGGGGUUGCAAUCGGUAAUGAAAACGGAAUCAUCUUCAUAGCAGAUUCAGCUAAUCAUCGAAUUCAAAUUUUCAGUGGGCGGGGGGAGUUUCUGAGCAAGUUUGGUGGAAAGGGAAAUCUUGAUCACCAACUCAGCUAUCCUUACGGGUUAUCCAUCGGUAGUGACGGAAAUUGUAUUGUGGCUGAUAUCCUGGAUAACAAAGAUGGUAGCUACAAGAUCAGCUAUUUUGCAAAAAAAACUGGAAAAUGCCGUGUGUCUGUGAAGAUCAAUGGAGAGCACAUUCGUCAAAGUCCCUUUGCUGCUGAAGUAAAACCCAGACAGUUCAGACCUGUGUUAUCCUUCGGAAAAUAUGGUUUGGCCGAGGAAGAUUUUUCAUGUCCCUGGGAAAUAGCAGUGAACGAACUCGAUGAAAUUGCAGUCACUGAUAUCGGUUACAACAAAGUUCAGGUAUUCAGUAGUGAUGGAACUUACUUAAGAUCAUUUGGGUCUAGGGGGUAUAAAGAGGGAGAGUUUAACUCGCCUACAGGGAUUGCAAUCGAUAAUGAAAGCGGAAUCUUCUUCAUAGCAGAUUCAGUUACAAACCAAAUUCGACUUUUCACUGGGAAGGGGGAGUUUCUGAACAAGUUUGGUGGAGAGGAAAAUCUUGAUGACCAACUCAGCUAUCAUUGCGGGUUAUCCUUCGGUAGUGACGGAAAUUAUAUUGUGGCUGAUAGCGGAAAUGAGGAAAUUAACGUAUUUUCCCGUAACGGCCAGUUUCUCCGUAGUAUAGGCUCUGAGGGUUCUCUUUCUACACCCACUCACUGUAUCCAGUAUAAGGAAUAUUUUAUAGCGUCAGACUUUUCGGGACAUUGUAUCAAAGUUUUUGACAAAGCAGGACAUUUUCUGUACAAAUUUGGAAAGUAUGGAACAGGGGACGGGGAGUUCAAUGGACCUACUCGUUUGUCAAUUAACAAAGCUGAGCACCUGAUGGUCUGUGAUGCAGACAAUCAUAGAAUUCAGGUGUUUGAGGUGAAUGGAAAGUUUGUUGGAAAAUUUGGCUCAGAAGGAAAUAAGAUAGGACAGUUACGUAGACCAAUCUCUACAGCAGUCCUCAGUAAUGGUAGGAUAGUUGUUACUGACUCUCACAAUCAUCGGGUUCAGAUAUUUGAGUAGCCGUAUCUUCUGUUGUCUUAUAAUGAAGUGUUAUAAUAGUAAUAUCAUUUAUCUUUCGGAUUCUUUAAACAUUUUAUUGAUAGACGUGGAAGCUUCUUGUUACAUUUGUAGGUUGAAACUUGAAUUUUUAACAAUGUUUUACAACGUGCGCUCCAAUUGUAGCCAAGAAGAUUACACGCACAAACGAGUUCAAUGGACAUAGCUCUGUAUCCAAAGAGUUGAGUAUUAAUAUCAUAUAGGUUUGUUAAGUAUAUUAGUUUUUUUCUGAAAAAGAAUUCAGUUUGAUAAUUUAUAAAAGGAUGUUUGCAAGACUCAAUCUGGUGAUUGCUCAUGUACUCUCUGAGAUUGACUGUUGAACUCCAAGGGAGUAGGUAGUGGUCAGGGAAUUAAGAAUUUGUUCAUGCUUAGCGUGCGUAUAUCGAGUUAGGGAU
Molecule: messenger RNA, 2723 nt
Organism: Pocillopora damicornis (cauliflower coral)
Lineage: Eukaryota; Metazoa; Cnidaria; Anthozoa; Scleractinia; Pocilloporidae
Product: E3 ubiquitin-protein ligase TRIM71-like
Source: RefSeq, a predicted model, not a curated record